AUGUCUUUCGUACAGUGGACUGUCGAUGAAUUUAUUGCGUUAGAGAUGGGAUUUCCCACGAAUGUCGCACGAUCAUUGGUCCAGUUAUUUGAAGAUGGAUGUGAGGUACCAUUUAUUGCUCGUUAUCGACGGCAUUUAAUUGGUGAUGCAACGCCUGAUGAUUUACGCCAUGCAGUGGAAACUUUCAAGAAUGCAAAAGCCAUCAAAGCUAAAGCGGAAAAACUUUUAAAACGUGCUGACGCUGAAAUUGAAAAUGGUGCCUUGAAGGAAUCGGUGAAGGAUGCUCUUUCAAAAACGAUGGAUGCUGGUGAAUUGGAUAGUUUAUUUGAACCCUUCAAAAAAGCCAAGAAAGGUUCUUUGGCUUCAAGAGCGGCGGAACUGGGUGUUGGUGAGAUUUGUCAAAGGCUUUGUCGUAGCGAAUAUGUUGAUUUACAGCGUUUUGUUGGCUCUAAACCAGAACUAAGUGUACUGACAAAAGUGGAGGAGGAGACAGUUCAUCUGUUGUCUCAUGAUUUACAUCGCUUAGAGGAAACGCAAAAUUUGUUGCAAAAAUUAGCCGAACUGAAUAAUCAUUUGAAUGUUCGUUUGAAGGUGAAAUCGACGCUUACGAGAAAAGCAAAAGCUUUAAAAGAAACAGACAAGAAUUUUUCUUUACUCGACCAUUUCAAAUUAUAUCUAAAUUUUGAAAAAGAUGUUCGAUUUGUUCAGCCUUUUCAGAUUUUAGCUCUGGAACGAGCUUCAUCGAAAGAAAUCAUAAACUGGAAAAUAGUUGUGGAUGAUAGUAUUUCAAGCAUUCAUCCAGGCUUAAAACUCAAAUUUCAUCCUAACCAUGUAGAUUUGCUGAAAAAAGCUGUCCAGGAUUCUACGAAACGUUUCCUUAUACCUUCGAUUGAACGCAAAGUUCGAAAGAAAUUACUUGAUCAAGCGGAAAAUUCGGCAAUCGAUUGUUUUGCCAAAAAUCUUCGCGAAUUGCUGCUUACAGCUCCUCUGAAAGGUUACGCAGUGCUUGCAAUUGACCCUGGAUAUUCGAAUGGAUGCAAAUGUGCACUAGUUAAUGAUAACGGUGAUCUUCUACAAACAGCAGUAUUUCACUUUCGUCGACUCGACGCUAUGCGUUGGGCUCCGGAUGAACAAGCCGAAGAAUUACUGAAAACGCUCGCAUCAAAAGCGCUUGAUUCUCCUUUCGUGAUAGCAAUAGGGAAUGGCACCGCAAGUCGAGAAACGCAAAUCUUCAUAGCAUCAUUAAUUCAGCGCGGUGUAAUUGCUGCAAAAUUUUGUGUAGUUUCCGAAUGUGGUGCAUCUAUUUAUAGCACAACAGAAUUAGCAGCAAAAGAAUUGUCGGGAAUUGAUAUUAAUUUGCGAAGUGCUGUGUCACUUGCGAGACGUAUUAUUGAUCCUAUAUCGGAAUAUGUGAAGAUUGCACCGAAACACCUUGGUGUUGGAUUGUAUCAGCAUUCGGUAAAUGAAAAACGUUUGGAUGAAAUGUUGGAUAUAGUUGUUCGCGAAUGUGUUAGCAAUGUUGGCGUCGACGUGAACGUAGCCUCAUUACAAGUUUUACAGAGAGUAUCGGGUUUGAAUAAGAAAACAGCUGCUAAUAUAAUCAAAUAUCGCCAAGACAAUGGGGGGAUCAAGAGCAGAGAAGAAUUGAAGAGUAUCAGCGGAAUCGGUCCGAAAUGUUUUGAGCAGUGUGCUGGAUUCCUUUAUGUGUAUAACAGUGUAAGAUUGGAUGCACCAGUGAGAAAGAAAGCAAAACUUUUAAACGAAUACAAUCCUUUGGAUGCAACUCCUGUUCAUCCAGAAAGCUACGAGAUAGCCAAACAGAUAUUGGAAUAUGCUGGUGCUGACUUGACACACGUUGGGCGAAACAGUUUGUUCAAAAUGCUAGCAGUGAUCGAACAACGAAUUAAGGAGCGGGGUCCGGAAUGGGUUGUUGUAUGGGAAUUAUUAUCAAAUCCAUUUGUAAGGAGGAAUGCACCAGUCCUUUUGACAAAUGUAGUGGAAAUGAAGUCACUGAAAGUGGGUGAUAUUUUGGAAGGCAUUGUUCGAAAUCAUGCUAAUUUUGGUAUAUUCAUCGAUAUUGGGGUGGGCUUCAAUGCGUUAGCGCAUUCAUCAACUCUGUUGUCAGUUGUUCCCGAGGUAAAUUCCCCAGUGAAAGUGCGAAUCACACGGCUGGAGAUGGAUCGACGCCGGAUUGGUGUCGUUUUAGUUUGA
Loa loa (African eye worm) is the source of this 2211-nucleotide messenger RNA. Its product is annotated as transcription accessory protein. Bases 1 to 2211 code for a protein of 736 amino acids. The transcript has 17 exons. The record is from RefSeq and is a predicted model, not a curated record. Gene Ontology annotation, molecular function: mRNA binding; structural constituent of ribosome. Lineage: Eukaryota; Metazoa; Nematoda; Chromadorea; Rhabditida; Onchocercidae. Gene Ontology annotation, biological process: translation; nucleobase-containing compound metabolic process.